This is a messenger RNA of Musca domestica (house fly), 1635 nucleotides long. Its product is annotated as putative inorganic phosphate cotransporter. Gene Ontology annotation, molecular function: transmembrane transporter activity. The record is from RefSeq and is a predicted model, not a curated record. Gene Ontology annotation, cellular component: plasma membrane. NCBI's taxonomy places the organism in Eukaryota, Metazoa, Arthropoda, Insecta, Diptera, Muscidae. The transcript has 4 exons. Bases 96 to 1538 code for a protein of 480 amino acids. Gene Ontology annotation, biological process: monoatomic anion transport; transmembrane transport.
UUAGAUGCUAAGUCUUUUGUAAAACGUUCGGUUUAACGCAUCAGUGAAACGGUUAUUUUUUAACAAAGAUUUGUGGCGGAUAAAUUUAGAAAAAUAUGACAAUUGUGGUGGCAAAGGGUCCCUUAAUAGGCCAACGCCAUGUCCAGGCCGUUUUGUUGUUUGCCUGUAUAGCUGUGAAUUAUAUGAUCAAAUAUAAUGCUAGCAUAGCGCUGGUGGCUAUGACCAAUGCAGAGAGUACCAACCCUGAUUUUCCGGAAUAUAAUUGGAAUGAGAUGGAAAAAUCGUACGUACUCUCCAGUUUCUAUUGGGGCUAUGUGGUGACACAAUUUCCAGCUGGCUAUGCAUGUCGUCGCUUUGGUGCCAAAAUGGUAUUGUUCGUAUCGACUUUGGGUUCUGCGAUAGCUGCCAUAAUUGUACCAUUUACCGUUAAUUGGGGUGGAUGGCAAAUAUUUUGUGCAAUACGGGUGUUGCAAGGAUGCUUUCAGGGUUUCGAUUUACCCUGUGUUCAUGCCCAUUUAGCUCUGUGGAGUCCGGUGGAGGAGAGAAAUCGUUUGGGUGCAUUAGCUAGUUCGGGUAUUGAAUGUGGAACAGUUAUGGCCAUGUUUAUAAGUGGUUUAAUUGCAACAUCAAGUCUCGGCUGGCCAGGCAUAUCGUAUAUAUCAGGUGCCGUUGGCAUAGCAUGGUGUAUUCUGUGGGAGAUAUUUGCGGCGAAUUCGCCAAACAAAUCAAGAUUUAUUUCGAAAAACGAGAGGAGUUAUAUUGAAAAUUCUAUAAAUUCGGUGAAGGAGUCAGUGGAGAUCAAGGCUGUGGAGAAGCAAAUUCCCAUACCCUGGAGGGCAAUUUUACAUUCUCCACCUUUUUGGGCUUUGUUGAUCGUACGAAGUGCCGAAAAUUGGGGAUUUUCGGCCAUACAAGCCGAACUGCCGGCCUAUAUGAAUGGUGUCUUUCGCAUGGAUAUGAAAAGCAAUACCCUAUACUCAGCAUUGCCGUAUAUCGCCCUAUGGAUAUUGUCCUAUUGUUAUUUAAUAUUGGCCGAUGUCCUUUUGAGAUAUAAAAUUGUAACGCUUAAUGUUUUGAGAAAGAGUUUUAACACAAUAGCAUUUUGGAUACCAACGGUGGGCCUAAUCGGUGUGGGAUUUCUCGAGGCUGAUCAGCAAACACUGGCCAUAGUUUUAAUGAUUGCCAAUGUGGCCUUGAAUUCUGGCUGCACAAUUGGCAGUGGCUUGAACUCCAUUGAUUUGUCACCCAAUCAUGCGGGUAUAUUGACGAGCGUAACGAAUGCCGUGGGCAGUAUAAUGCCCAUUUUGACGCCCUUGGUGGCAGGGGCCAUUGUAAAAGAUGAGAGCAACCGCAUUCAAUGGCAGAUUGUGUUCGCCAUCACCGCUGCCGUAUUUUUUGUGGGAAAUUUAGUUUAUAUUAUUUGGGGAUCGGCAGAGCUGCAGGUUUGGGAUAAUCCCAACUUUCUCACACCGGAGAAGGAUGAACCCAGCGAACAAGAACAAAAUAGAAGUCAUCUGGAAAAUGGAACAAAAUUUUAAUUGAUAGUGUAUGUUAUUAUAUUUUAAGUUUAAAAUAAUUUAUAUAUUUGUAACACUUUAAAAAUAAAGAAAAUUUUAUUAUUUAGGAACUUUAGAA